AAACUAUCGUCCAAUUAUAACAAUGUUUAAAGCAGUAACCAUGAAGUAUCUUAGCUUGUUCAUUCUUGUAUUUCAAAAUCUACUCUAUAUCUUAUGCAUGCGUCAUGCAAGAUCACGAACAACAGAAGUUUUUAUCCCAUCGUCUAUGGUUACAAUGAGUGAAUGCGUGAAAUUUAUCACAUGUCUUCUUGUUCUGAGUUAUGCUGGAGAUUUGAAAAGAACCUAUAAACUCAUGAAACGCAACCCAUUGGAUGUAUUAAUGAAUUUUAUACCUGCUAUAAUCUAUGUCAUACAGAAUCGUUUCUUGAUAGCAGCUUUAAGUAAUUUGGAUGCUGUUACAUUUCAGGUGGCUUAUCAAUUGAAACUUUUCACAACAGCACUAUUCAGUAUGCUUAUUCUUCGAAAACCAGUCAGUACAAUGCAAUGGUUCGCUUUAGUCUUAUUGUUUAUUGGUGUUGCAGCAGUAGAAUCACCUGGUGACAGUAAAACAUCUACACUGCUGCAGCCAGCAGCGCAUAAUCCUCCUUUAGGAUUAUUCUGUGUGGUGUGUGCUUCAAUACUUUCUGGUUUAGGAUGUGUAUUUUUCGAAAUGCUUUUGAAGAAUACAAAAAAGUCAUUAUGGCAGCGUAAUAUCGAGUUAGCAUUUGCGUCGAUUAUUAUCGGUAUACCUGUACAACUUCUUACUGAUUGGAAUGAAAUUCAACAGAAAGGAUAUUUCUAUGGCUUUGAUUGGUUUGUUUGGAUAGUUAUCUUUCUGCAUUCUUUUGGUGGUUUACUCGUUGCUUUAGUUGUUAAAUACGCCAACAAUAUUCUUAAAGCAUUCGCUUGUUGUGUUUCAAUUGUUCUGUCAUGUGCAAUUUCUGUUAUCUUUUUGAAAAUGCAAUUAACUAGUGGUUUCAUUGUUGGUGCACUAGCAGUCAUUAUAUCAUCUGUUUUAUAUUCAAUUUAUCCACCAAAAGUAAAUGUAUCAUAAAAAAGAAACUUUGCCUUAUUUAUUUUUUUGUUUUGUUUUGUUUUUGUAUUAUUUCACUUCACUCCAAUGCCACCUGCUUGUCUUCCCUCUGUGCGCUAUCCUCCGGCCUUUCCUCAGGUGUUAUUAAGCCUUGUCUUUCAUCAACUUAUGCGUUAAACAAUCU
Molecule: messenger RNA, 1136 nt
Organism: Trichobilharzia szidati
Lineage: Eukaryota; Metazoa; Platyhelminthes; Trematoda; Strigeidida; Schistosomatidae
Source: the annotation of a GenBank genome assembly